Molecule: messenger RNA, 2127 nt
Organism: Arabis nemorensis
Lineage: Eukaryota; Viridiplantae; Streptophyta; Magnoliopsida; Brassicales; Brassicaceae
Source: the annotation of a GenBank genome assembly
AUGGGUACUCAAAUUAGAUCCAUGGUCUCACUCUUGUUAAUGUUCUUCUUGAUUCUGACCGUCCCUGUUCGAGCUCAGAGAACACCAACGGAGACUCCAACAACAAAGUUCACUUUCCGAGGUUUUAUCGGAAACCAAUCAGAGAUUUUAACGACAGGAGCUGCGACGAUCAAAACUGACGGUCUAUUGAGACUCACCGAUCGAAGCUCAAACGUCGUCGGAACAGCUUUCUACCACAAACCGGUGAGAUUGCUCGAGACUAACGGAAAUUCCACGAACGCCACGGUUCGUUCCUUUAGCACUUCUUUUGUCUUUGUCAUAAUCCCUUCAAGCUCAAACGACGGAGGCUAUGGCUUCACCUUCACGCUAUCUCCGACCCCUAAUCGUCCCGGAGCCGAAUCCGAACAGUAUAUGGGAUUACUAAGCGCAGAGAACAAUGGGGAUUUGACGAAUCAUGUUUUCGCGGUUGAAUUCGACACGGUACAAGGAUUCAAAGACACGGUACAAGGAUUCAAAGACGGUGCUGAUGGAAUAGGCAAUCACAUCGGUAUUAAUUUCAACAGCCUCGCAUCGGAAGUUCAAGAACCGGUCGGGUAUUACGACAACAACGCUCCUGACCGUGAAGAGGAUUUCCAGCUUCAGAGCGGCAAACCGAUUCAAGCGUUUUUGGAUUACGAUGGACCAACACAAACGCUGAAUUUCACCGUUUACCCGGCGAGUUUGAAGUCUAGACCAAUAAAGCCUCUGAUCUCACAACUACCGGUUCAGAAUUUGUCGCAGAUCGUGCAAGAAGAAAUGUAUGUCGGAUUCACUGCAGCCACAGGGAGGGAUAAGUCGAGUGCUCAUUACGUGAUGGGUUGGAGUUUCUCAAGCGGCGGCGAUGGACCGAUUGCGGAAACGCUCGAACUCUCGGAACUUCCUCGUGCGCCGCCGAAUACGGCGAAAAACAGAGGAUACAAUUCUCAGGUCCUCGCUCUGAUCGUGGCUCUAUCAGGCGUAACGGUGAUCUUGCUUGCUUUACUCUUCUUCUUCGUGAUAUACAAAAAGCGAUUGCAACAAGAAGAGAUUCUCGAGGAUUGGGAAAUCGAUCAUCCUCACAGAUUUCAAUACAAAGAUCUCUACUCCGCUACUGAUGGAUUCAAGGAGAAUCGCAUCGUCGGAACCGGAGGAUUCGGAACCGUUUUCAGAGGAAAAAUCUCAUCAUCUUCUUCUGAUCAAAUCGCCGUGAAGAAGAUAACUCCGAAUAGCAUGCAAGGUGUUCGAGAAUUUGUCGCAGAGAUCGAGAGUUUAGGAAAGCUAAGUCAUAAGAAUCUGGUCAACCUUCGAGGAUGGUGCAAACACAAGAACGAUCUCUUGCUGAUUUACGAUUAUAUCCCCAACGGAAGCUUAGACUCGCUGCUCUACAGUAAACCGAGACAAAGCGGCGCCGUUUUGUCGUGGAACGCGCGUUUUCAAAUCGCGAAAGGGAUCGCGUCUGGGCUAUUGUAUCUCCACGAGGAAUGGGAACAGAUCGUGGUUCACAGAGACGUGAAACCUAGCAACGUUCUGAUUGACGAUGACAUGAACCCUAGAUUGGGAGAUUUCGGACUCGCGAGGCUUCACGAACGCGGAUCACUAUCGUACACAACAGUCGUCGUCGGUACAAUUGGUUAUAUGGCCCCUGAGCUAUCCAGAAAGGGUAAAUCGUCGUCAGCGUCUGAUGUUUUCGCGUUUGGCGUUUUGCUUUUAGAGAUCGUCUCAGGGAGAAGACCGACUGAUUCCGGUACCUUCUUUUUAGCCGAUUGGGUUAUGGAAUUGCACGCGAACGGCGAGAUUCUCACUGCGGUCGAUCCGAGACUCGGGUCUUGUUACGACGUUGGAGAGGUAAAACUUGCUCUCGUUGUCGGAUUGCUCUGUUGCCACCAAAGACCGUCGUCUCGGCCUUCGAUGAGAAUGGUGCUAAGGUAUAUGAACGGAGACGAAGAUGUUCCAGAGAUUGAUGACAGUGAUUGGGGAUGUUCGAAUUCUUCGAGAAGCGAAUUCGGAUCGAAGAUUGAAGGGUAUGUUUCGUCGGAAAAAGGUUCGAGCUCAAUCGCAUCUUUCUCCGUGACGAGGGAUUCGUCUAGUUCUGUAAUAAGUGGUAGAUAG